CUGGAUGAGCACUUGGCCUCUCCUGCAGUGAUAGUGGAGCAGAUCCCACACUCCCACCUGCUCUCCUACUCAGGCCUGGCCUGUGAGCAGACACACACAGACAACCACCUACUAACAACAGGUAACAACACAUGCACACACUUACCCUGUUCUCAUGAAGGCAAGGGAAGGGCUGGGGUCGAGCUGCUGGGCUUUCUUGGCAUCAUCAACAGCACCUGCAGUGACAGAAACAGGCACAGAGGACUUAGACAUAGUUUUGUAGUACUUUAGGAGGUCUAUGUUCAGGUAAGAUGUUGGUGGUUAGUUUUAGGGUAAUGGGUCUGGCGUACAGAUAUCGUUUUUUUAGGAGGUGGGUUUAGGCUCCACGGCUUCAUUCAGCUCCUGAGAGAAACUGUCAGUGUAAAACAGCAGGGUAUGCACAUAAGUACUGGUGCUGGGCAAAAAAAAAAAUAGCUGAUGAAGACUUUGUACAGUCAGUACAUUCAGUGUGAUGUAUGGGAAGGUGGUAGAUCUAUGGUAGAUAGUUUAGCUAGCACACUACAAACAGAUAGCUAUGAAGCUAGCUGCUGUGUUUAUAGCACAUGUAUCACUACUGGAAUUAACAACAGAGCAGUUUCAAACCAAAAUAGCUUAGUACAGUGGCUAACUUAACUUGUUUCUAACAAAGCAUAAAUAAAAAAUACCCUAGCUAGCUAUCUCUACUCAUUUUGGUGAGGGGAUUGUAAACUGGCUGUGCACAUGCGUACUAUGGCCUUCGCAUUUGGGCCAAUCAGAGAAGUUCUGAAAUCCAGGAAGUGAAACAAAACACGUCUUCUUGUGGCCGCUGCAGCUUUGGUAAAGUUUCUGUAGCUCUCUGGAGUAAAACAGUUCGUGGAAGUAAUUAUUUAGUAGCGAGGAUCUUAGUCUAUGCAAGUAAGUUUGUGGCAAAUUGGUUUUGUAACAUGUCCACUACUGUAACUUUCUAGCUAGUUAGCUAACCUAGCGUUGAACAACCUAAUUUAGCAACUAACAAGGUUAGCUUCUUUUUUAUUUUAUACUUUUAGAUAGCUCACUGUCAAUCGUUUACCGUGGCCUGUUUCGACAUUCUGACCAUCUCUGUUUAAGCUCGAUUUGCAAGCUCGUGAAUAUACAGUUAGACUUUUGUGGUAGAAAGAAAGAUAGGCUUACUAACAGUGUAGUACAGGGUUUCCCAAACUCUGUGCACGUUUUUGCCAUAACACUACACAGCUGAUUCAUAUAAUCAACUAAUCAUCAAGCUUUGAUCAUUUUGGCCCACAGACAGAGCCAUGAUGUCAUGCUGACGCAUCACCCCGUUUCUCUCGAUAUUGAUCACCCAUCCCCUUGUCUCUCCAUCUCUUCCCUUUAUCCUCACCUAUCCUUCUCCCCCCCCCCCCUCUCUCUCUCCAGUGGAGGGCAGUGAGAGUGGAGAUGAGGAAACCAUGGAAACACUGGUGGCAGCUGAGACUCUCCUCAACAUGGAUUCCCCUGACUCCCUCUCUCUGGACCAACAGCACUACAGUGAGACACACACACACACACACAGCUAGUCUUAGCUAGUAGCUCAGUGAUUAACUUGUCUUGACUCUGUCUUUGCAUAAAGUUCUCAAAUCUCACUGAACGUUGAGCUUGUUGUCUACCAUCACCAUGUUUCUUGUCUAGGGCAAACAAACAUCCAUAUUUCUGCCCUGACUUGGAGCAGAUGUAUACAUCCUGUAAUCUAAUUGACCUAAUCUAAUGGUCUCCUUGUAGACCCAUUCAUUACACUGUAAGCCCUAACAGCGUUUGUUUGUCUCCUCCCCUCUAGCUCAGCUGGGUGAUGUCAUCACUUUGCCCGUUACCCACCAGUUGACGGUGUCAGUAGAGGGCAUUGUGGGAGCUCUGGGCCAGCCCCAGUGGGUCACGCUGCAGAGGGAGACUGUUGCCGAGCAACCGAAGAAGAGAGGUCAGACCGUAAUUUUACUGAUGUCAUUAUCUGGCCAUGUUUUCAAACUAUAAAUUGUAGUCAUAACCACAACCUUAGCUCAUAUGCCUGCUCAUCAGUUCAGACAAUAUUACUUAUUUUGUGCUUUCUCACAUUGCAAUUUCUGGACUACUGUAAUUUACAAUGUCAAGCAUGUCAUUGUAACAGUAAAAUAACAAUGACUCUGUUUUGUGUUUCAGUUAAGAAAUCCAAAAGGCCUGAAUCCCCCACGCCGGACAUCAUAUUCAAGAGGGGAAAAUACAGCAAAGGUACACACACACACAGCAUACACACACAACAGAACACUCAAUCUCACCUCUCCUUCGCCUGUGUUUCAGGUAACACAAUGUAUCUGUGGCAGUUCCUGAUUGAGCUUCUUCAAGACCGACAGGCCUGCCCCCGCUACAUCAAAUGGACCAAUCGGCAUGCAGGGAUCUUUAAGCUGGUCAACUCUAAGGCCGUAGCCCGACUCUGGGGCAAACACAAAAACAAACCAGACAUGAACUAUGAGACCAUGGGCCGAGCACUCAGGUACGCUGUAGUUACCUUACAUAACAAUAAUAAUAACAUAUCUGUGGCCCUGCAGGUGUGUUUGUGUAUCAAAGCUGACCUCUCUCUGACCCUGACAGGUACUACUACCAGCGUGGGAUCCUGAACAAGGUGGAGGGCCAGAGGCUGGUGUACCAGUUUGCUUCCCUGCCCAAGGACAUAGUCUUCAUCAGUGAUGAUGAAGACCAGGAGGACCAAGCCAAUCAUGAGGACAAUGAUGAGGAAGGCGUCCCAGAUGACCCAGAGGAAAGCCCGCCCUCCAGCGACCAAUCCCUGGACGAUUUAGGGUCCUACGAGCAUUCUUUCCCUCCCCCUCCCCCCAUCCUCUAGACCAGGCUACCAGAGGUCCAGACAGACCAGCAGUAGUCCAGCAACAGCCCAGCGGCGCCAACCCAGCCCAAAAUCCAAGUCCCGAUCCCCAGCCCCUUCCCCAGCCCAGUGCAAAACAGUCCUUCGACCACCAGGAGGCAGUCUGAUCCAGCAGCAGCACCUGCCUAUAGUCUCAGCUGAGAUGCUGCGGACCCUGCAGAACGUGCAGUCUCUGCAGCCUGGUCAGCACGGGUCGGUCUUCAGAACCGCUCAGCUGUUGGGGAGUCUGUGUGAGAGACAGGCUGCUAGUGGAGGACAGACCACCAGUCAGUAACUUUGCAGUUACAGCCCCUGACCUACCCUGUCAAGCAGGGGAAGCUAGAGGUUAAGACGGAGGAGGACCCAGACUCAGGACUGACCGCGGACUAG
Messenger RNA from Coregonus sp. 'balchen', 3247 nucleotides. Lineage: Eukaryota; Metazoa; Chordata; Actinopteri; Salmoniformes; Salmonidae. The record is from the annotation of a GenBank genome assembly.